Molecule: messenger RNA, 1449 nt
Organism: Cladophialophora psammophila CBS 110553
Lineage: Eukaryota; Fungi; Ascomycota; Eurotiomycetes; Chaetothyriales; Herpotrichiellaceae
Exons: 2
Coding region: 1-1449 (482 amino acids)
Biological process (GO): cytoplasmic translational initiation
Cellular component (GO): eukaryotic translation initiation factor 3 complex; cytoplasm
Molecular function (GO): translation initiation factor activity
Source: RefSeq, a predicted model, not a curated record
AUGCCUGCGCCCACAAAUACCCUUCUGAUCGAAGGGACCUUCACCGAACUCGCAGAAGAACUCGCCCAGUACAUUGAUACACUCGCCAAAUCGGAAGAGGGCACCGGCGUCCAAGCAGAGAUUGGACAACUUAUCAGCACUAUCAGAGAGUCCGAGCAGUCACAAGAGGCCGUCGACGAGCCCGCAAUCCAAAAUCAGAAAAAUGAAGUAUUGAAAAAGAUUGUGACCAAGGCUUCAGUCCUCAACAGCGGCCCCGAGAGAGAAUUCUCCGCAGCGUACAACCUCCUAAUCAGCCUUUCUUCUCAAUCCUCCAUCGCAGACGGACUGUUUUCUAGAAUAUGCACGUAUUUGUCUGAGCAACCCGUCACCUCCUCCCCCACCUACGGCACCAGCCUCGCCCUGCAAACCCUCACUACGAUCUUUAACGUCUUGCCUCCCACGAGUGAAUCUCGCUACCAUGUCUUCCUUGCCAUCCUCAAAGUCAUGCGCCGGAUGUCCUCGGCUCAGGCUUUCGAGGCGCUCAUCCCUCAACUCGAGACAAACAUCCCUAACUGGCUGUCCGAAUGGGAACUCGACGACGAAGACGCCCGCAAUUUAUACGUCAUGGUCGCCGAUGUGGCUUCCGCAACGGGAAAUGAAGAUCUCCAUUACACAUACCUCCUGUCUGCCCUGCAAACAAUCCCUCCCGAAUCGGCCUCUGAGCCAGAGAGCGCUGAGCUCGCACGACGCGCGCUAAGGGUGGCAUUGACUAACCCCACAAUCACUGACUUUACGCCCUUGACCACAAACGACGCCGUUGUCGCUUUGCGCCGCACAGACGGCAACCUCUUCGACCUCCUGGAGGUCUUCUCCUCGGACGAUUAUUCCUCAUACACCGACUUCCUAGAAACGAACAACCUAUCAGACCUAGGCAUCCCCGAUUCUGCAGCUGAGACGCUGAGCCACAAGAUCCGCCUACUGACGUUGGCUACCAUUGCCGCAUCCUCAACGACCCGCUCCGUCCCUUACAGCACAAUCGCAUCCGCGCUACAGAUCCCCUCCGAGGACGUCGAGAUGUGGGUCAUCGACACUAUCCGGGCCGGUCUUGUCGAGGGCAAACUCUCUCAACUGAAACAGGAGUUCUUGGUCCAGCGAGCCACCUACCGCGUGUUCGGGGAGAAGCAAUGGGCCGAAAUCCAAGGGCGCUUGAUGGUCUGGCGACGAAGUCUGGAGAGCGUCUUGAACGUUGUCCGUGGCGAGAGGGAGAAGUUUUUGAGGGAGGGACCAACGGCCAAUGGAGACGCGGGUGUCAAUGGAUAUGGAGGUGACGGAGAGGGUCAGAGGGCUGGAGGAGAGCGCCAGCAGCAGAGAAGGCAAGGUGGUGGUGGCGGUGGGCGAGGACAGCGUCGUGAUAGGGGAGAUCAGCAGCAGCAAGGACCUCGAGAGAUUGAAGUUGGUGGUGGAGAUUAG